Humulus lupulus (European hop) is the source of this 4984-nucleotide messenger RNA. Its product is annotated as cysteine-rich receptor-like protein kinase 44. Bases 2684 to 4711 code for a protein of 675 amino acids. Gene Ontology annotation, biological process: protein phosphorylation. The record is from RefSeq and is a predicted model, not a curated record. Lineage: Eukaryota; Viridiplantae; Streptophyta; Magnoliopsida; Rosales; Cannabaceae. The transcript has 9 exons. Gene Ontology annotation, molecular function: ATP binding; protein kinase activity.
CGAUCAAGAGUAUAUUUUUCCACAUGGUAUCAGAGAUUUCAGAGCAUAAAAAUUGAGAAUUUUUUCCACAUUAGGCUUAUUUAGCCUUUUCUUCAAAAUUUAGGGUUUGGUACUCUUGAGGUUCAACCUUAGAAAACUAUUUUGGAGUUGUUUUCUCUUCUCACCUCCACCACAGAGAGAUUGCACAACCUCUGAUUUUUCUUCCCAGCCAGCACCUUUCCUCUGAUUUUUCCUUUCUGACCAUUGAAAAUCGACCAUGGUCACUUCUCCAACUGUUCUCAACACCACUUGUGAUAAUUCUACCAUCACUGAAAUCUCAAAAAAGCUCUUUGAGGUUGUUACCCAUCACUUUGAAUAGCCUUAUCUUCACCACUCAGCUGCUGAAAACAAUUUUAAAGGGCGCGCUAUGACUGCUACUCAACAUGAUACAUUCCCUUUUACCACUGAUCAGAUUGUUCCACUCCAUAGGUUGCUCAAGUCAACUUCCGUAGCAGAUCUGAACUCUCCGGGAUUUUUCUCCACUCCAAAAACUUCUGCUGCGUUUAAUGCUCAAACUUCGCUGUGGAUCGUCGACUCUGGCGCAUCUGACCACAUGACUAGUCAAUCUCAUCAGUUCAUUACUUAUAGUCCUUGUCCAGGUACUAGUAAAAUAAAAAUUGAUGAUGGCUCUUGUUAGCUAUAUAUAUUAGUUGUUCAUAUUAACUGUAAAUUAGCUAUAAAUUAGGACUAAUUAGUUUCCUAUUCUCUCAUAGUUUCCUAAAAUAACUUCCCUAGUUUGUAUAUAAAUAUAUGUUUAUUUCUCAUUGAAAUACAAGUGAAUACAAUUCUCUUCACCUCUUAUUACAUGGUAUCAGAGCAUUAGUCUGUAAAAUUCGAAUUUUGCUACAAAAUUGGGGUUUUCCAUAAACAAAAAUUAGGGUUUAGUCUAUUUUAGGGUUUAUUUCGGAAACCCUAAUUCUGUUGGUCUACUAUUCUCACCGCCCACACCAAAGGAUUCCCCAGCCGCCGAUCUCCAUUCCCUAGAAGUCCGGCCGCCAGAUCCCCUGCGCAUAGGCCCCUCGCGCCGUCGCAAGUCUCAACACCACCUCCCACGCGUCGACGCGUGAGAGCGCGUGGCAUUGUCUCCGACGACCCUUUUUGUUCCAUUUGGUUUCCACUGCGUUUCUGGUUGAUCAGUGCUUAAUUUUUGCACACCUAGUUUCCAUAGUUGCAACUGUCAAGGUUUGUUCUAGGAUCUUUGUUGUGAUUCUACAUUGGUUUUUCGUGUUUGCUGUUGUGUUUCUUUAAGGAGUUAUGGCUGAGAAUAAUUCAGAGACGAAAUCCGUGGUUUCAUCUGAUGUGGUUCCUGUGAUGUCUAAAAUCACGGACCAUAAACUGAUUGGUUCGAAUUAUUUGGAGUGGUGCAAGACUGUUCGACUUUAUCUACAAAGUAUUGACAAAGAUGACCACUUGACUGAUGAUCCUCCUAAAGAAAAAGAUGAUUCAAGACAGACGUGGCUCACGGAGGAUGCUCGCUUAUUCCUUCAAAUCCGGAAUUCUAUUGACAGUGAGGUAAUUGGUUUGAUCAAUCAUUAUGAGUUUGUUAAAGAACUAAUGGAUUAUUUGGAAUUUUUGUAUUAUGGAAAAGGCAAUCUCUCCCAUAUGUAUGAGGUGUGCAAAGCAUUCUACCGUGUGGAGAAACAAGAUCAAUCCCUUAUGAACUACUUUAUGUCCUUUAAGAAGACGUAUGUAUGAGGUGUGCAAAGCAUUCUACCGUGGGGAGAAACAAGAUCAGUCCCUUAUGAACUACUUUAUAUCCUUUAAGAAGACGUAUGAGGAGCUUAAUAUGUUGCUGCCAUGUAGCCCUGAUGUGAAGGUUCAACAACGUUAGCGAGAGCAGAUGGCUAUUAUGAGCUUUCUAGCAGGGCUCUCACCUGAAUUUGAUUAUGCGAAAGCACAGAUUCUUUCUGGUUCUGAUGUUUCCUCUUUACAAGAUGUCUUCAGUCGUAUUUUUCACACGGAAAUUACUCCUUCUAUUCCUCUUAAUAGUGCUUUGGUAAGUCGUAAUAAUUAUGCGCCUAGGAAAUCUUCUAUUCCAACUGGGCAUAAAGGAGGUCGUUCACAAGGAGUUGAAACUCGAACACCGGAUUUUGGAGGCAUUAUUUGCAACUACUGUAAAAAAGCCAGGUCACACCAAGUUUGAGUGUAGAAAGCUACAGUUUAAAAAUCAGCAACACUCUGUUAAUGUUGCAAAUACUACUAAUGCCACUGAUAAAUCUGUCCUUAUUUCUGCUGAUGAAUUUGCCAAGUUCUCACGAUAUCAGGAAUCACUCAAGUCGUCAUCUCCUUCUGUCACUACUAUUGCCGAUUCAGGUAAAUCUAAUACGUGUCUUCUCUCUUCAUCCUCCAAAUGGGUCAUUGAUUCUGGUGCCACAAAUCACAUGACAGGAUCUUAUGACGAAGAAGAUUAUUGGUAAAGGACAUGAAUCUGGAGGCCUCUAUGUUCUUGACAUACCGCCACCAACUUCUUUUGCUUGUUUGAGUGUCACUUCCGCUUUUGAGGCUCAUUGUCGAUUGGGUCAUCCGUCUCUUCCUUUGCUCAAGAAACUUUGUCUGCAAUAUAGUGGAAUAUGUUAGAGACACCAAACUAAGAGACAGGUAAUUUUCAUUCAUAUUGUCAUCAAUCGGUCAUCAACCGCCAUUGAUGGCAACGAUGGCAUCACUAUUUAGUCCCCUGCUCCUUUGUUGGAUCUUCAUAAUUCUCUUCCCUACACAAGCCACAGCAGAAAAAUGUUUAGACGAAACAGGUAACUACAUUCUUAACAGUACCUACCAUGAUAACCUCAAGCACAUCUUCUCAACUCUUCGCAGCUCCCAAAACGACAACAAUGGCUACGGCUUCUAUAAUCUCUCUUACGGCAAUGCCUCCAACCAAAUUUACGCAAUUGGACAAUGCCGGGCAGAUGUCAUGCCUGACAGCUGCCAGAGAUGUUUUAAUGACUCUACACAUAAUCUACAAAAGCAAUGCCCCAAUCAGAAGGAGGCAGUCGAAUGGUUAAACGAGUGUGUGUUGCACUACUCUAACCGCUCCUUGCUCGGUGUCAUGGACGUGUUGCCACUAUAUUGUUUGCUUAACCCCGGAAACGUUUCACCCGAUGCUAUGGAGGGAUAUUUCCAAGCUCUAAAGAGGUUGUUCAUUAACCUGAAAAGUCUAGCUGCGGCUGGUGGUUCUCUUCGAAAAUUUGCUGCUGCAAAUGUAACAGUUCCUCCAGGGUAUAACAACAUAUAUGCACUUGUUCAGUGCAGACCUGAUUUGUCCCAGAUGGAUUGCAACCAUUGUUUGGAUGAAGCAUUUCGGAAUAGUUUGACAUGCGCUGCUGGCAAGAGAGGGGGACAUGUAUUCCUCGGCACCAGUUGUAUUUUUUGGUAUGAGGAAACCCUCUUCUAUAAUUAUACGGCCGUUCAAAACUUUCAGCUACCUUUAAUCCCACCUUCACAACCACCAACAACAGCAUCUCCUCCUCUGUCAUUAUCAAACACCGGCAAGAAAAGAACGAAGAGUAACACAUUAGCUAGAACAAUCGUUAUUGUUGUUGUGUCUACUUUUGUCUUUGUGGGCCUAUUCAUAUUCACCUGUGUGCGUUUAAGACCGUGGAGGAGAGUGAACAAAUUUUGUCCAAAAGAAGAAAUUGUUAGUGUGGAAUCCUUGCAAUAUAGUUUUGAGACAAUCAAAACUGCUACGGAUAAUUUCAGUGAGAGAAAUAAGCUUGGACAAGGUGGAUUUGGUGUUGUUUACAAGGGGAGGCUUUCUGAUGGACAAGAUGUAGCAGUGAAAAGAUUAUCUUUGGGACCAUCAGCCCAAGGUGAUCUCGAAUUCAAGAAUGAGGUAAUGCUAGUGUCCAAGCUUCAACAUCGCAAUCUUGUGAGACUUCUUGGUUUCUGCUUAGAAGGAAAUGAAAAGCUUCUUGUCUAUGAAUUUGUUCAAAACUCAAGUCUUGAUCACCUCAUAUUUGAUCCAAGAAAGCGUAAAAAUUUGAAUUGGGAUAGGCGCGAAAAAAUAAUAAAAGGCAUAGCUCGCGGACUCCUUUACCUUCAUGAAGAUUGUCAUUUGAGAAUUAUACACCGAGAUCUCAAGGCUAGUAACAUUUUAUUAGAUGAGGAAAUGAAUCCAAAGAUAUCAGAUUUCAGAACCGCGAAACAUUUUGUUGUUGAUCAAACUCAUGACAACACAAGUCGAAUAGUGGGAACAUAUGGAUAUAUGACUCCGGAGUAUGUCUUGCAUGGACAAUUUUCAGUCAAAUCUGAUAUAUUUAGUUUUGGGGUGUUACUUUUAGAAACAGUAGGCGGACAAAAAAUUAAUUAUUUUCGUCAAGAAGAGAAUAGUACAGAAGGCCUUUUAAACUAUACAUGGAGAAAUUGGAGGGAAGGAAAGGCUUCAAAUAUGGUGGAUCCAUUAAUGAGAGUUGGGCCAGGCUCUGAAAUAGCCAGAUAUAUUCACAUAGGUUUGUUGUGCGUCCAGGGAAGUAUAGCUAACAGACCAACUAUGAAUACUAUCAUCCUUAUGCUAAAUAGCAACUCGGUUUCUCUUCCAGUCCCCUCAAACCCAGCUUUCUCUAUUCACAGCAACAUUCAAUCAGAUUUCAAUUCAAGAAUGAAUCAUUCCAAGAGGGAUGAUGAGCUUGUUAAUGCAUCUGUCGAUGAAGCUUCAAUCACUGAACUUUCCCCUCGCUAGUGUUGUUGCGCAUAACUUGCAUUUACAACCAAGGUCGACUUUGAUUCUUGAGGGGUCAAUACAAAUAUGGUAUUUUUAUCAUAAUUAUAUAUAAAAUUGUACUGUUUUUUUUUUAAAUUGAAGGUCUUAUAGAAAAUAAAUUGUAUUUUUUUUUAAAUUUGAUGUCAUUUUUAGUUGGGGACCCUAGGCAUAGGUAUGACCCACUUACCAUAGUAUUAUAAUUAUAAUGUUUAUUUUAAAAAAAUUAUAGUAAAGACAUGGUCACUAUUGUUA